This is a messenger RNA of Verticillium dahliae VdLs.17, 4812 nucleotides long. RefSeq lists its product as uncharacterized. The transcript is spliced from 2 exons. Lineage: Eukaryota; Fungi; Ascomycota; Sordariomycetes; Glomerellales; Plectosphaerellaceae. The coding region runs from base 1 to 4812 and encodes 1603 amino acids. The record is from RefSeq and is a predicted model, not a curated record.
AUGCAUACCGUCCUCGACAUCAUCCAUGCGGCCAAUAAGGUCUCCGACCAUAUUGAGGAUGCUCACGCUCGUUCAGGCAGUGCUCCCGACCUUUCGCCUAAGGAGCAUGUUGAAAGCAUCAUCGCCAAGAACCGGACCAAGCCUUACCUAAAGAACUACAACGCAAUGCUCAACACUAUUCCCAUCGUUGGGCUUAAGGGCGACAACAUCAUGUACACCGAGACCAAGAGCCGCGGCGUUCUCGGCGUAGAGGAGGAUUGGUCGGUCUUUGGCCGUAUCCCCGAAAACGUCAACAUCGACAGCAGCAAAGCCGUUCAUUUUUUCCCUUACAAGGGAGACUUUUGCAUGUCCAUCGGUACCGCCAUCUGGCGCAGGAAGCAUCGCGAUGACAGGGACCCCGAGGUCAAGAAGGCAGUUGAUAACUGGCCGAAACUGUACGUCGAGUCCUGGGAAAAAGUAGGCGACAACUGUCUUCCGGUUGGCAACGCCUGGAGUAUCCUCCCGUUUGCACGUCUCUCCGGCAAAGACAUUCGCUUCCAUCUCGUAGUUCUGGGACAGGACGGUCGCCUGCUAUCUCUGAACGGCGACCUGGCUGGAAGCAACAACUCGUUCACGGAGCUUAAGAACGGCUCCGACGCCAAGAACAAGGCAGCGGCUGCUCUCAGCAUCAAGCAGGCGGCCUACUUCAAUGGAAAUAUUGUGGCCUACGACAGUGGCAGCAACACUUGGAAUCUCGACGUGGAUUUCGAUGCUGCAACCUUCACUGCUUCGGACCAAAUGGCUGUGGACCCGCUCUUCGAGCUGACCGCCACUGACAUUGGUCCCGUUGCUGUUCAGACCGACGGCUGGAUCUAUCGUCGCCGCCUCGAGACGGUCAAUGAUCCAUCGGACAAGACCGCUAAGAACGACAAGAAGGCUGGUUGGCAGCGGUGGAUCCAACAAAAGGGCGUCACGCACCUCGGCGUGGCCUCCCCUGGUGUGAUGUUGGACCUGGAGACACUCACGGGGUCUCUGCGGGACCGUUACAUGGACACUCAGAAGUGCAUUUACCCUGUGGUCAGCAAGCUGCAGACAUUUGCUACCAACCAAGAGCUUUUCCUCAAGAAGCAACUUGAGACGGCUGAAGAGUACCAGAAGAACGAGGACAGCGCAGCGAAGCAAAAGAUUGCCAUCAAGGAAGCGAAAAAGCUUGUUAUGCAGACGAAGAUCUGGGCUACAAUCAUGCGCAAGCAGUCCAGCUCUGUCAAAGACACCGUCAACGGCAUGGGUACCGAUCUCUCUUCGGUCCGUACCCAGCUCGACCAACAGCUCAUUGUUCUUCGCGAUAAGCUUGUCUCGCUUCAAGCUCAGAUUAAGGCCACAAAGGAAGCCAAGGCAAAGAUGGAUGCUGCCUUCUGGGGUUCCAUUGGUGUGAUGCUCCUUGGCAUUGGUCUUGCAGUUCUCGGCGCUGUGACUGGUGUUGGUGUCAUCGCUUUGGGCAUUGUCGGCGGCGCGUUGUUUGCCGGCGGACUUGUGGCGGCUUGCCACUUUGGCAGCGAGUCAGCAAAGCUUGCUGGGCAGAUCGAGGACUUGGAAGCAGAGGCGAGGGGUGUACAGCAAGCCAUCACUGACAUAAAGUCCGUGGCGGACAGAUUUGGUGACCUCGAGAAGAUGUACGAGAAUCUCAACAUGUUCUGGGGCCGUAUGUUCAAUGCCGCCUCGAGUCUUGGCGGCAUGAACGAGGCCACAGCGCUCCAGAUCGGCGCGGGCGUUCUUGAGGACACAACAUCCAUCGAGGCUUCGAUCAGUGUUGUGACCAAGAUGAAGAACGGCUGCGCGACCUACCUUGCUGUCUUGAACAGAACCGGCAUCAAGAUUCCCCGGGAUGAUUCUGACGACGACUCGGACAAUGACGAUGAUGAAGCUACCGACGUUGAGCUGCAGUCACUCGAGACUUCGCCUGUCGACCCGGGAUUCAAGAACCUCGUUCUCUUCAACAAGCAGGUCAAUAUCGCCACGCAAGCUUUGGAGAACGAUCAGUUCAACGAGUAUGUGAAGCAUCUCGAGGUUGCAGACCUCAUUGACGUCUACACUGGGCAGAUGGGAAUUGCGCCCGAAACCGUCGCUCAAGUCUUGGACGAAGCUCGUCAGCGGGAGGGGGCCGAGGCGGCGGACAUUUUCGGUGAUCUUGCCAACUUUGCCCGCUUCACACCUCUCGGGAUGGCCGUCGGAAUGGUCGAACAGGCUGUGUCACGCGAUGUUGACCUUGAGUCAGCGCCUCAAGAUGAACAGAGGGAAUCAGGUGACAUCUUUGGCAUUUUGGCCGAUUUUGCGAGGGUCAGUCCCGUCGGUAUGAUUGUAAACACGAUCGGGACAGCGGCUGAGGCCGUUGCCCGUGAUGUUGACCUCAAUGAACAGCCGGAAAGCACGCAGUCAAACGGCAAAGAGUCUGCUGAUAUCUUUGGCGACUUGGCCAACUUUGCUCGCUUCACCCCCAUGGGGAUGACCGUCAACCUUGUGUCGGACGCCUUUUCGCGCGACGUCGACCUUGAUAUCCCUGAGACUCAAGUCCAGUCGCACGAGUCUGCGGACAUUUUCGGAGUCAUUGCCGACUUUGCGCGCUUCACUCCCGUUGGGUUUGCGCUGGGAGGUCUUCAGCUCGACAGCCCGAACCCAGUACAAAACUGGUUUUUGAAGAACACAAUCGAUGCGGCAACGAACAUCUUUGCCACUGCGGCCCCGUUCUCAUCGGACCAUCCCAGCAGCGGCAUGCUCAACGGUAUCUUGGGCGAGGCUCGAAACAACGUACUUUCCAUGUUGGAUAUGACUCUCAGCACGGCCUCAGUGUCAGAGGGUUGGAUGAAGCAGAUCCCGGCCGUUCCUGAGUCGGACGAGGAGAUCUCAAAGGUUGCCUAUCUUCAAGCGCAAGCACUCCUCACAUGCAAGCAAGCAAUGGAAAAGGCUAGGCUCGCCAACAACGCUUUCGUCGACUUUAACCAUUUGGCUCAGCAGGAGCAGGAACGUCUUCAGCGUGAAAUCAGUUUCCUCGGGGACAGGAUCCAAAGCACCCAUGCCCGGGGUGAAGCUGAGCUCCGGGAGAUACUGAGCCCACGCGUCACAGACUUCUUUGACUUUGGGAUUGGUCGGAUGUCGGCUAUGCAGAAAGCCAACGAGAUGCAGAGCCGACUCAGCCAGGAGAUUGAUGAGCUUCAACGCAAAAUCUCGCAGUGUUCGCAGGACCUCCAAAGCGGUCACUCCUUUAUGGGACACACCCAGACUUGGGUUGAGCUCUGCGAGCGCACAAGCGGCAACCUUGGCUCGAUUUACGGAACUCUGAUGUCUGUGAAGUACGGUAUCAAGAUCGAUGCCGCGGCGUACAAGGAGCUGGCGGAUACGCAGUGGGGUCAGAUCCGCAAGGAAGCGGACGAGGUCAAGGCAAUGCUUCAGGGAGGCCAGAACUCGGCGGUGGCUAUGGACAUCGAAGGCCUUGGUGUUGCUGCAGAUGUUGCUGCCGAUUCAGCUUUGGUGCAGAUUGCAUCCCCCACUCCCGUCCUGCUGUCACAGCUUGAGGCCCAGACUAACAACUCGACCAUCGUCUGGGAAAAUAUCGGCAAGCUGCAAAGGCUUACUUACACUGAAGAUAUCGUUGGCUACUUCGACGCUGCUUCUAACCGAAAGGUUACACUCAACGAAGUCAUCCAGAGCAUCAGGAAUGCCUACACCCAGACGGCCGCGCUUCAUUACGGGACCGUUGAGCAGAUCAACACGCUGGCUCUUCUGCAGAGUACCCGUGCGAACAACCUCGCCAGUGGCAAGAUUUCUCCGCAUGUCUUCCUCAAGGGUACCUUCAGCUCAGUCUCCAUGGCACGCAAGCAAUCUGCUCGCGUCAAGUCGCAGCUGGCCAACUCCUCUGCUGAGCUCAGUGGUAAAAUCAAGCUUGUGAAGGCGUCCAUCGGAGAGCUGAAGAAGGCCAUCUCCAGCGCCAACAUUGAUCUCGCCCGCCGCGACAAGGCCUAUCGCGACAAAGUUACCGGCAUCAUUGUUGAAGGAUGCUUGACCGGCUUCGCUACUGGCGGUUUGGUUGCUGCUGCUGCAUUUGCUGCUUAUUCAGGGGUUGCCAUCGCUUCCAUUCCUGCCCUUCUCGCGGCCGGCGGUGUCGUCUUUGGCAAGGACGGCGACAAGAAGGAAGACAAGGAAGAAGGCACGCCGGAUGGUAAGGCUUCCAAUGGAACCAAGGCUACCAACGGCACCAACGGCACCAACGGCACCAAUGGCACCAAUGGCCAUGCGAAGCCCAAGGUCGAGUCGGAUGGGGAGGAAGUUCCCGAGGAGGCUGGAGACAAGAGUGAGGAGACUGCUGCGCCCACCAAGAAGACUGAAAAGGAAAUCCCCAUUCAGAAACGCGUGGAAGCGGCGCAAGACACCUGGACGGCACUCAGCGGAGUGCUUCGAACAGUCAAGGAUGCCGCCAGCGGAACGGAGCUCGGCAAGGCGCUGUUCAACAAGAUGAGUCUCCAGGAACUUGGCAUGCUUGUGCAGUUGGUCAAGACAGCUAUCGUCGUCAUGGAGCGCUCUGUGGCGGCGGUGGAGCACCUCUCGCAGCCACUGGAGGACCUGCUGUCCAGCGUGGCUCAAAUGGCUGACAUUCUGUCCGACAUGGAUACUCGUUGCAGCCAGUACCAGGUGAAGACUGCUGGAGCAUCACUUCAAUUUGGCAAGGAAGAGGCCGAGACAGUCAAGGCCCGCUGGGCUGAGGUUGGUGACGCCGCUGAGGCUUGGCUGGAUGUCUUCAACGCGCAGCGCAUCUCUCCUAUUACCUACAGUGUCGUUUGA